AACUAUCGUGUCAUCGUACGUAAUAAUUACUCAACAUCGAGGAAAAACUUGCUUAUUCAUACUUACUUUCAAGUUUUCCGUGGAUAAUACAUCGCACCAUAAGAUAAUUUUAGAAUUGUAAAGAAAAAUGAGUAUCGUCAACUUUUCAAAUAUGCUGUCAUUCGGGACUCGAUACACGAGAAACAUCUCUUUGAUCAUAAGAUCGAUGUCAGUUGUGGUACAACCAAAUUAUGAGGAAAUAAUUAAGCCGAAAACAGCUGUCUUGAUGUUAAAUAUGGGUGGGCCAACGCAUACUGAUCAAGUUCCUGAUUACCUGUUGCGUAUCAUGACUGAUCGAGAUAUGAUUCAGCUGCCUGUGCAAAGUCAAUUGGGCCCAUGGAUUGCAAAACGACGUUCUCCUGAAGUACAAAAAAAAUAUGCUGAAAUAGGCGGUGGCUCUCCCAUUCUCAAAUGGACCAAUCUUCAGGGAAAAUUGUUGUGCGAAAAUCUUGACAGAGUGUCACCUGAAACUGCUCCGCACAAGCAUUACGUAGCAUUUCGUUAUGCUGAUCCUUUAACAGAGGAUACACUGCAGCAAAUAGAGAAGGAUGCUCCAGAACACACAGUUAUAUUUUCUCAGUAUCCGCAGUACAGCUGCGCAACAACAGGAUCUAGUUUUAAUGCUAUUUAUCGAUAUUAUAAAAACAGAGAAUUACCGAAGAACAUGAAGUGGAGUGUCAUUGAUAGGUGGUCAACGCAUCCACUUCUAGUCAAGAGUAUAGCACUAAGGAUCGAAGAAGAGCUAAAGCAUUUUCCAGAAAAUGAAAGAGACCAAGUUAUACUAUUAUUUUCUGCGCAUUCCUUGCCGUUGAAGGCUGUCAAUAGGGGAGAUGCAUAUCCAUCAGAAGUUGGUGCCACCGUUAAUGCAGUGAUGCAGGAGUUAGAUCACAAAAAUCCUUACUGUUUGGUAUGGCAAUCAAAGGUCGGGCCUUUACCAUGGCUAGCUCCAUUCACCGAUGAUGCUAUUAAAGAGUACGUCAAACACGGGAAAAAACACUUCAUUCUAAUACCAGUGGCUUUCGUCAACGAGCACAUUGAAACUCUUCAUGAAAUGGAUAUUGAAUACUGUCACGAUUUAGGAAAGGAGUUGGGGAUCAAAAACAUAAGAAGAGCAGCUGCGCCGAACGACCAUCCCAUUUUCAUCGAUGCCCUUACGGAUAUCGUUAGCAAGCAUUUGAGAUCCAAUCGCCCGGUAAAUCCGAAAUUCUUGACGAGAUGUCCACAUUGCGUAAAUGCUAACUGCGGUUUAAGCAAAACUUGGUACUCCAAAAUCUGUAAAAUAUGAUCGAAAAGAAUAGAAGUUGGGCUAUGGUGUGAAAAUAAAUAUUAAUUACCGGGAUAACAAACUUGGGGUUGGUGAGAAGGUAAACCAUUUUGGCAUUUGUGGCUUAUGAAAUUAUGUGUUAAAACACAUGAAGAAAUAUUUCUACAAUCAUUGAAAUCGCACAGUAUUUUUCGUUUGUCAACUGAGCUUGUCAACCAUCGUUUGGGAGUAUAUUUAUAUUGUACAGUUAUACUCAUUGCAAACGUGUAAUCUGCGUAUACGCUUGUGACGCUUUAUAUUUUGCCAGAGCUCUAUUUUUUUGUCACAAAUAAUAUCUUCUAUUGCUCCGACAAUAAAAUUCUCUUCAUAGAAA
This is a messenger RNA of Venturia canescens, 1676 nucleotides long. RefSeq names its product ferrochelatase, mitochondrial (gene FeCH). Gene Ontology annotation, molecular function: protoporphyrin ferrochelatase activity. The transcript is spliced from 8 exons. NCBI's taxonomy places the organism in Eukaryota, Metazoa, Arthropoda, Insecta, Hymenoptera, Ichneumonidae. Gene Ontology annotation, biological process: heme biosynthetic process. The record is from RefSeq and is a predicted model, not a curated record. Bases 128 to 1324 code for a protein of 398 amino acids. Gene Ontology annotation, cellular component: mitochondrion.